UUAGCAUCAACAGCUAAUAAGCUGUCUAUGUUAAAACAAUUAAUUGUGUUUCUGUUAUCUGAUUUAUUAAGCUAAUCCACCAGAAGUUUGCGUUUUCUACUGGCUUCGUUUUUAUUUUGGUGUUUCGGUUAAAGGACAAUAAAAAUAGAUCCGUUUGUUAGCUAGAAGAACCGCUAAGCGAAGCCAAAUGAUCCAGAUCCCAGUCUGUAGCUGGAAUUCCCACAAUCAAUGUGCCCCGUGUUUUUCUGAAGUAAUCUCGCGGUAAACAGCGAGAGUAUAGUAGAAGCCGGUUUGGCGCAGUCCGCGGACUCAGGUAGCGGUAAAUUAAUCCAUUUUAAUUGAAAACCUGCAGAACCUGAUCCAGGUUCGGAUGAUUCUGGGCUUAUUUCGGACCCAGCGGACAUUCUGCUCUGUUUAAACCGGGGAAACGGGUUUUAGCGGCCGCUGGAGUCGCUGACAGCCCGGACUAUAAUCACACUAACGGACCGCUUUUAUCGGAUUCGGUCCACGGAGGUGCCGUUCUGAGAACCGGACCAGAACCGAACAGGUUCUGCUCGGGGAUUGUGAGAGGCUGAUCCGGGUCAGAAGAACGGUUCUGGUUCUGGUUCAUACUGUAGAAGCUGAGCGGGGAUUGUUCUGGAGCGGAUGGAGGGACAUGUGACGUGGUGCUAGUCCGUCCAUCAGUCCGGUUCGGUUCGGCCCGGUUCAGUCGGAACUUCAUGAUCCAGCCGCAGGGGACCCGCCUGGUCGCCGGACUGUUCUGCCAGUGCCGGUCCGCGGAGACCCACGCCAGCGUGGACCCGGGCGGGGGCUGCGGGCCGCCCCCGGUCAGCCCGCGGCCCCCCCAGGACUCCCGGUCCGGUUCGGACAUCCCGGACUAUGCGUGUGACGUGUGCGGCGGUCCGGAGCAGGAGCACCGGCUGAAGGUUCUGUUCGAGAUCCUGGACGUAAACGGGGACGGCGGGAUCUGCGUGAACGACCUGAGCAUCGGCCUGAAGAAGCUGGGGGUCCACCGAACCGAGCACGAGCUGCGGCGCAUGGUGACGGCGGGCGAUAAGGACCUGGAUGGCCAGCUGGACUUCCAGGAGUUCGUUCAGUACCUCCGGGAUCAUGAGAAGAAGCUGCGGCUCGUCUUCAAGAGUCUGGACAGGAAGAACGACGGCCGGAUCGACUCGCAGGAGAUCAUGCAGUCGCUGCGGGAUCUGGGGAUCCACCUGACGGAGGAGCAGGCCGAGGAGAUCCUGAGGAGAAUAAGGGCGGGGUUCAUCUGGACCCCAGUCCUGCACAUGGAUAAAAACGGCACCAUGACCAUCGACUGGGACGAGUGGCGGGACUACCACCUGCUGCACCCGGCCGACAACAUCCCCGAGAUCAUCCUGCACUGGAAGCACUCCACGAUCCUGGAUGUCGGCGAGAGCAUCAUCGUCCCCGAUGAGUUCACCGCGGAGGAGAAGAAGACCGGGAUGUGGUGGCGCCACCUGGUGGCCGGAGGAGGCGCCGGCGCUGUGUCCCGGACCUGCACGGCGCCGCUGGACCGGCUGAAGGUUCUGAUGCAGGUCCACGCCUCCAAAACCAACAGCAUGCGCAUCGGCAGCGGCUUCCUGCAGAUGAUCCGCGAGGGCGGCGUGCGCUCGCUCUGGAGAGGAAACGGCAUCAACGUGAUCAAAAUCGGUCCAGAGUCCGCCAUCAAGUUCAUGGCCUAUGAGCAGAUUAAACGGCUCAUCGGGAGCAACCAGGAGACGCUGGGAAUGACGGAGAGGUUCGUGUCGGGAUCUCUGGCUGGGGCGAUCGCCCAGAGCAGCAUCUACCCCAUGGAGGUUCUGAAGACCCGGUUGGCCCUGAGGAAGACGGGUCAGUACUCUGGGAUCCUGGACUGCGCCAAACACAUCCUGCAGAGGGAAGGCGUGGCGGCGUUCUACAAGGGCUACGUCCCCAACAUGCUGGGCAUCAUCCCGUACGCCGGCAUCGACCUGGCCGUCUACGAGACCCUGAAGAACUCCUGGCUGCAGCGCUUCGCCACGGACAGCGCCGACCCGGGAGUCUUUGUGCUGCUGGCCUGUGGCACCACCUCCAGCACCUGUGGGCAGCUGGCCAGUUACCCGCUGGCGCUGGUCCGGACCCGGAUGCAAGCGCAAGCCUCGCUGCAGGCCGGCCCCCAGCUGUCCAUGUCGGCCCUGUUCCGGCUCAUCGUCCGUACGGAGGGCGCGCUCGGCCUCUAUCGGGGCCUCGCCCCCAACUUCAUGAAGGUCGUCCCGUCCGUCAGCAUCAGCUACGUCGUCUACGAACACCUCAAGAGGUCGCUAGGGGUCCAGUCCAGGUGAACCGGACCCGACCGGAACCAAGUGCUGUAUCCGCACCGGAACCCUCGUCCUCCGGCCCAGAACCGGUUCUGAUCUCUGAACGCAGUGACCCGGACCGGCCCGAUGACCCGGCUCCAGGUCCGACCCGCUGAUCUUCAUCAUGUCUGAUGAUGAUGAUCCGGGUCCAUCUGGUUCUGGACCUCUAGGAGGAGCCGGUUCUGGUUCUGGUUCUGGUGGGCCGUCUCAGCUCCUCUGGGUCUGAUGUUCUGGAUCAGAGCCAGAACCGCCUGGUACCGUCUGACCGGGACGGUUUCCUUCCAGAACCUGACCCAGAUCAGAACCAGAGGGUUGGGUCCAGUUCAGCAGAACCUCCAGGUUCUGAUGGGAAAAACCUCAGCGGACACCAGGACUCCGUCACCAUGGCAACCAGCAUCACAUGAUCCAAGCAUGAGGCGUUCAAGCUCCAUGGAAAACUCAGAAACUUUCCUGAUCAUAGAAACACUCCUCAACUCACCGAACUGAUUCCCUACCAGACCGGACCGGAUCCGAACGGACCGGACCGGAUCCGAACGGACCGGACCGGAUCCGAACGGACCGGACCGGAUCCGAACGGACCGGACCCCUCAGCUGGUUUCUUUUAUUUAUUUCAGUAUUUAUUGGUUUGGCUGAUCAUGAUGAAACUGCUUGUUUGGAUCGAACCAGAAGGUUCUGCUUAAAACUGAGACACUGAAUGUUUUCGGUCUCUGACCCAACAGAACCAUCAGAACCAUCAGAAUAAAGGCUGCAUGCAAUGUUUCACUCU
Molecule: messenger RNA, 3102 nt
Organism: Poecilia latipinna (sailfin molly)
Lineage: Eukaryota; Metazoa; Chordata; Actinopteri; Cyprinodontiformes; Poeciliidae
Gene: slc25a25b
Product: solute carrier family 25 member 25b
Exons: 11
Coding region: 720-2321 (533 amino acids)
Biological process (GO): transmembrane transport
Cellular component (GO): mitochondrial inner membrane
Molecular function (GO): calcium ion binding
Source: RefSeq, a predicted model, not a curated record